Messenger RNA from Theobroma cacao (cacao), 1963 nucleotides. Lineage: Eukaryota; Viridiplantae; Streptophyta; Magnoliopsida; Malvales; Malvaceae. The record is from RefSeq and is a predicted model, not a curated record.
GGAUGAGGAGGACAUUGACGGGAUUGAUGAUUUUGCAUGGUCAAUAACGCAUUGCCAUUGGGGUGCACAAAACCGGUAUCCUGUCCCUGGUUCUGUCUUUCUGAGUUUCUGUUUUAAGCUUUACGAUUCCCUGCUGUCAUCACCUCAAAAGCACUAUCUCCGCCGCUAAAAUUCGUUCAUCUUCACAUCACUUGGUUCGUCGAAACGGACAGAUCGAAACCAGUGAUCUAACAUCAUACCAAUCAACGGUUGAGGAUUAGAAUCCCAAUUUUAGUAGGUAAGAAAGAGGCACACCUCAUAGCCCUCACCCUCCCUGAUUCACUUUUUCGAGACACCCUUCCACCUCCGAGCUUCUCGUAAACGUUCUUCCAUUUUCCUCUACAGAAUCGAAGAAUUCGGUUAAAUUUCAAAACAGGGGUUCAUUGAUUUGGUAUUUGCCAGUCUGGGUCGGUCCCAAAAUUCCAAAUUUGCCCAAGUUGAGCAUGAACUGGCUUGGUAGUGGCUAAGCAGCUAGGGUUUGAAUUCUUUGUUCUUGGUUUUUUUUAUAAAGUUUGUAAUCAAUGGAGGCUUAUAAGACAUGGGUUAGGAGGAACAGAGACUACGUGCACUCCUUGGAGUCUCUUGCCAACGGAUUGACGUGGUUUCUUCCUGAACGGUUCUCCACUUCAGAGAUAGGGCCAGAAGCAGUAACUGCAAUUUUGGGAAUAAUCACUGCUAUCAAUGAGCAUAUAAUCGAUACAGCCCCUAAUGGGAGGUACACUGGCUCUGCUGACCCUUCAUUCCCUUAUGGGUUGUGCAUAUCUGCUUUAAAGGACUUGGAAACUUUGGUUGAAGUUGUUGCAGAGCAGUACUAUGGUGAUAAGAAAUGGAAUUUUAUUGCUGUUACAGAAGCUACCAAGGUGAUGGUUAGAUUAGCUUUGUUCCGGAACAGUGGAUAUAAAAUGCUUCUGCAUGGAGGAGAGAUACCAAAUGUUCAAAAAGAUUCUGACGAUACAAGUUCACAACAGAGAAUUGGGGGUUUCCUGAAGCAUGGAGGCCAUCAUGGACCUGGUUUGUUACAAAAUAAUCGUGGGCAAAACCCUUGGAAUCUUGAAGGAAGGGCAUUGUCUGCUUUGAGCAGAUUUGGAGAGAGUGCUAGGAUGAUUUCUGACCCUGUAUGGAUGCAAAGAAUUCAACAACAGCAUGCAAUUAUGGAGCCUCCAACUCCAAUGAUUAAAAGGCCUACGCUCUCCAUGAUUUUGUCAGAGAAGGAUGUUAAUGGAGCUUUAUUUCUUCUGGGGGAGGUCCUUUUUAUUACACGACCACUUAUAUAUGUUUUGUUCAUUAGAAGAUAUGGAGUUAGGUCAUGGAUUCCUUGGUUUCUUUCUCUGGGUGUGGACUUUAUUGGAAUUGGCUUUCUAUCGCAUGUUGUGAAAUCAGGGAAAGGUGGAAGAGAUCAACAGUUUUCUGCUUCUGAAAAGGAUGAGGUGAAAAGACGGAAACUGUUAUGGGCACUUUACCUAAUGAGAGAACCCUUCUUUAGCAAGUACACCAGGCAAAAACUUGAAGGCACUGAAAUGCUACUGGAGACUGUUCCUUUAAUUGGGACUCUAGCAGCAAAAAUUGUUGAGCUCGUAAUCGGAGCUCAGACAAGGUAUACAUACAUGUCGGGAUCAUAAGAGUGAAGCUGCUAGAAACCAUGCUUCAAGGCAGUCAUUUUGUUCCUUUUUUUCUUGGUUACAAUCUUUUGGUGAAGAUCCUCCCAACCACCAGAUGCAUGUUGUUGCUGUUGUAUUCUUUAACCAAGUUCUAGAUACAAGUAUCAUCGACAUUCAACAUUCAGUUUUCUUACACUUUCCAUCUGUGUUAGAAAUGGGCUCAACUUGUUUUUUGCAUGGAAAGGGCAUGUAUCUGUAUACGGGCCUCGAGCUCAGGCUGUGCUGGGCUCAAAUAUUAAUCAGCGGACUCUGACCUUCUUCGAUUA